UGUAAUUAUUUUUUUAGAAUUUUGUAGAAACAAUUUAUAUAAGCCAUUAUAAUGUCGAGUCGAGGUACUAAAAAGGAAGUGGAUCCGGAAGAACAGUUUAAGCGUAAAUUUCGGUCUAAAUGCUUAUUCCGUGCGCUCGGCCGCUUGGUGAUGGCGAAUGCGUAUUGGUUGAUAGAAGCAGUAGACCAUUACGAGGGACUGGAAGACGUAAAGCGUAGAGUAGAACAAGCUGUUCGCGCCAAAUCAAAAAAGAAGCAGUUGUUAAGUAUCAACGACAAAGGUCUGUUAAAUAAACCAGCCGACGAGCGGACAGACGACGAAAAGAAAUAUUUAUUCCGUAUCAUUGGUGGCCUGAAAUGUUUUAAACGAUAUCCUAAUCAUGUGAAAAAGAAGCUAGCAGCAGCGACAUAUUACAAGUACUAUGGUCCGGGACGAACUAUAGUGCGUCAGCAUCAUGAGGCGCACGCGAUGUACUUCAUAGUGAGCGGCGAUGUAGUCGUAACGCAAAAUAUCUUCGACGAGCUGCUUCAGAAGCACGUGUCAGUGGAGGUCGGCUCUAUGCACACCGGCGACAUGUUCGGAGAAGUCUCACUCCUGCAUAACAUCAAGAGAACUGCAACAGUUACUACUGUUGAUCAUUGCGAGCUUCUAGUGCUAAUGAAGGACGACUUCAAAAAUGUUCUCCAAGCGUCCGUGCAGAAGCAAUGGGACGAGGUGCAGCGAGCGAUGUCCGCUUUCACUUACUUCGAUGCUUUGGAUGAGGUGGCGCGUCGUGAAGGUUGCAUUGUAGCGAAAAUGAAAUCGUAUGAAACUAACGAGACAGUGCUGGGCGACGGCGUAGGCGUGCCUAACUUUGUCUACUUCAUCCUGUCGGGUCGCUGCCAGAUGAUAGAGUCCAUGCAAGUGACGGUCGUCACACAUCUCGGCAAGAACUACUAUACACUCUAUGACCCUUAUGUACCAACUGAGGAAAGUGAGCAAGAUUUGGAUGCAAAAUAUUUUGGAGCGUACAAUAAAAUGAGUAAGAACAGUACUGAUACGAAGGACGAAUCAUCAAUCGAUAAAGAACAAUCGACAGCGAAACAUUUGAUACACAUCGCUGAAACAUCAACGAGCAUGGGGAGUUCUUCCAAGAAGAAAUCGAGUAUUUUAAAGCCAGAUAGCGGACAAGCAUCCGUCGAAUAUGAAGAAGGGAUACGGCGUAGUACCGAAAGUAGCCGUAUUCGACAUACUGGCUCUGAUUCUACAACUAAAGAAAAUGAUCUUUUGAAACCAUCAGACCGAGGCGUCCGAGAGUCAAUCAGAUUAAGCGUCGUUCCCCAAAUAAUACGCAUGCCACCGAAAAGUGUUCGCACUUAUUUCAUGCAGGUGUGUCAAUUUAACCCAGGAUCGAGCUUCGGGUUUGGGGAAAACAUGCGCGAUCGGCGCAUCAUCGCGCUAACGCCAGUGGACUGCAUGCUGCUGCCCAGCAUCUGGCUGCUGCAGAGGAAUACGGCCAACAUCUGGUCUCGCAUACAACAUUAUCUUGAAAAGAAAAUCCCGACAAAAAAGCAGCUAUUCAAGGAGUUUGUGUCCGCGCGUCGCUGGGAAGAGUUCCGCGAGCAGACCGUCGCAGAUGUGGUCUCCCGGACCAAAACGGUUAACUGGACUACGGUACAUGAUGUGCCUUACUCAAUACGCAUCGAGGAGAUGAAGGAUAUAUGA
Messenger RNA from Papilio machaon (common yellow swallowtail), 1704 nucleotides. RefSeq lists its product as uncharacterized. The transcript is spliced from 10 exons. NCBI's taxonomy places the organism in Eukaryota, Metazoa, Arthropoda, Insecta, Lepidoptera, Papilionidae. The record is from RefSeq and is a predicted model, not a curated record. Bases 52 to 1704 code for a protein of 550 amino acids.